AUGUCACUGGCUCCUCGUUUUGUGCUCUUCCGACUGCUAAACGGGUUAGCUGCAUUCUACAAACCUCCCAACACCAACACCGGAAAACUUAUUUCCUUAAUGAAACGUACACUUUCCGAAGGUUCGUUUCGUUUAGGCGUGCUUAACUCUCGGUUAGAUUAUAACGCCUUCCCCGAGGAGUCCGGUGUUUUGCGCACUGUGUUACAACCAAUUUCAGAGAGUUCCAAAUCAAUGACUGUAGUAACGGUCCCGGAUAUUACUCAUUCGAAAUUCGUGGUCGGUCGAACAUUUUAUCCUUCGGAUUUCAUGAUUUACGCUGUAGAUCCGUUGGCUGAUAUGGCGUCUGGUGUUCAGGUUUUUGGCAUUGGCGAAGAUGGCGUGCUUCAAAUGGCCACAAAUUUUGAACAGUUCUCUUGGUUGAAAACCUAUCAUUUGACUGGACUGCUCGGUCGUGCUUCGGUGGAUGGCACGCCAAUGGGAGCAACCUUAUUGCGAUCUUCAUGGCGUCAUGUAACCCGUCCGAAAUUGGAUCGCGUUCUAGCUGGUCUACAGGCCCAGUGCCGCUCCGAGGCGUUGUUGCAAGCCGGACUACGACCAAAUACUCAGACUGCCUAUUUGGCCUUAUCUGGUCGUGUUCCAGGUCAGGAUUUACGUGCAUUGACUCCGCGGAAGGCCUAUGGUGAGUUGCAUGAACGUGACCAUUUACUUCCGCCAUGGGAACGGUAUCGAUCAUUGGGUGCACAGAGUUCGGGUGUGCCUACACCAAACCGGGGUUUGGAAGCCGAGGAAGAUCGGCGUCAGCAAGCACCGUGUGUACAUUCCAUCAAAUGUAUCCAUUUUGAGCCGCCCUACUUCACUUUGGAGGUCCAAGUGUCAUGCGAAACAUUCUCGUUCCUGGUCGAUUUGGUUGCCAGCAUUGGGCCACGUUUGCGUUCAACUUGCUUGCUAAGUCGUGCCCGUCGAGUGCGCCACGGGCGAAUAACCACGGAGCACGCAUUGCUAUACAAACAUUGCCGUGUACCGGGGCAUUUACUCACUCGACUCAACGAUCACGUGCAGAAGGAAUUGGAAAACUCAAACGAUCUGCCGAUCGGGGACGAAUUUCUCAACUCGGCAAACGGUUCCGGUCUCCUGGAUGUCCUAGUAUCGGAUCACGACCACAAAGUAUCUCCAAACUUAUUCACCAGUUUGCGUAUUUGCUCCCAGUUGGGAGCCUCGGACACGUCCACGAAUGAAAUCACUCCAAAAUCGGCUGAACACCUUUUACCGGCUUGA
Messenger RNA from Echinostoma caproni, 1275 nucleotides. NCBI's taxonomy places the organism in Eukaryota, Metazoa, Platyhelminthes, Trematoda, Plagiorchiida, Echinostomatidae. The record is from the annotation of a GenBank genome assembly.